UUCGUGGUAUUUUCGACUACGCGCCAAGAAAAGCGAAACAAGAUGGCGGACGAAGAGAUGAAUCAAGUAAUCAUUUCGUCCAGUUUCUCCGCCAAGCUGACGAAAUGGCGCGUAUGCGAAGGCCAGAUCGUAAAAGAAGGAAACGUCCUUGCUUUUUACGAGAAACUAGGGCAAUCUGACGAAAAGAAAGCAUUUAUUACUCAACCGAAGUUGAAGAGCUCCCGUAACGGACGAGUUCGAAAAUUUCUAGUAUCGGAAGGGGAAAUUGUCCAACCAGGGAAGCCAGUAGCAGUGAUUGAACAUGCAAGAAUAUGCGAGCACAAGACAAUCAUGAAGGAUCUUUGUUGCGAUUGUGGUGCCGACCUUAGAAAACUCCAUGGAGAUAACGAUGAGCCAUCAUCACCAACCUCAGCUACCAUCUCCAUGAUCCACAAUAUCCCAGAACUUAAAGUAACAAAAGAUGAGGCAGAGGCAGUCGGCAGACUUGAUGAGGAGAGGCUCCUAAGUACUCGUAAGCUGGCCCUUGUUGUGGAUCUUGACCAGACGCUCAUCCAUACUACUGUCCAGCUUGUGCCUGCCAACAUGAAGGAUGUCCAACACUUUGUUCUUCCUGGCCACCCUAUGUGGUAUCACACUAAGUUCCGUCCAUGGGCCCACAAAUUCCUGCAAAAGAUUGCCAAGUUUUAUGAGCUCCACAUAUUCACCAUGGGUACAAGGAUGUACGCUCACACCAUCGCACGCAUGCUCGACCCUGACUUGUCCUUGUUCGGCUAUCGCAUACGUUCAAGGGACGACUGCUUCAAUGCCUUCUCCAAAUUUAACGAUCUAAGGUCUCUCUUCCCUUGUGGCGACUCAAUGGUCUGCAUCAUUGAUGACAGGGCGGAUGUGUGGAAUAACGCUCCAAGCUUGAUCAAAGUAAAGCCAUACCAGUUCUUCAAAGGUGUUGGAGACAUCAAUGCCCCCCCUGACAAACAAGAUGCAGAGAGUACUGACUCUAAUACCAACGCUGAUGUUCCGGGGGAGGUAGAUGAUGACAUUGAAAAUGACGAGCCUAGUGAAUCUAGUAUAAACGCUGUGGUACCGGGGGAGGUGUGUGAUGGUGAUGGCGCUCUUUUGGGGACACAGGUUGCCACAACUGAAUUGACAAACAAUUCUUCAAGUAGUGAUGAAAAAUAUUAUAAAAGUUCAAUGGGAGGGGGAAAAGCUGUCAAAAGCGACACACGGACUUGCGAAAAUGACGAAUCAGUCGUUCAUUCGGAAUCAAAUCUAGUUAACGGUAGCAAUAACAAUGUCAACAGUAAAAUGACCAAUGUAGAUGAAAACGAUGUAAAUAUGACAGAAACGUUCCCAAGUGCUGAUGGGAAGUCAGAUUCCCUUCGGAGUUGUGAAACAGGAGAUGAUCUUAACCUUAAAAGAUUAAAGAAUGAAACACAAGUAUCCGACAACGCCCAGGAGAACGAGAAGAUGGUCGAUGAAAAUGUGCAAGAGGAACAAGUGCAAAACCUUAAAAGCGACCAAACGGAACAAGAACAAAACCUUGAAAUCGUCCAAAAGGACCAAGUGCAAAACCCAAAUGAUGGAAUUACGGAAACUAAAUGCACAGAUGCUGGUGUUAAUGAUGUGAAGAUUGAAGCGAAGGAUUUCAAGCAGGGCAACAACGACGUAACAUCCAACGAUGACAAGAAAACGGCCAUCAAGGAGAAAGGCACAGAGAUGUCUCAAGAAGAUCAGAAAUUCGCACACGAGGACGAAGACGAAGAUGACUACCUGCUCCACUUAGAAGAAGUCCUUGAAAAAAUACACCAGAAAUUCUAUAGCACGCUGGACGAGUUAAAGAAGUCGCCGUCCGAGGCUCUACAAAGACCAGAAAUCACAAGGUACUGCUUGGCCGAUGGCUCCGCCCCGUGCACCAAACAAAUCAUAAGGGAGCUACGCAAAGACGUCCUUAGAGGGGCGAAUAUCGUAUUCACCGGCGUCAUUCCUACAAACUUGCAACCGGAAAAGAGCGAGAUAUGGCAGCGGACCCUUGCUCUUGGGGCGAGGAUCUCGAAUCAGAUAGUGACGCCCAAGGAUGGAAGAAAAGAUGAAGUCACGACGCACGUUGUGGCUGCACGUCUUGGUACGGAAAAAGCUUACCGAGCUUUGAAAGCUCCAGGAAUCAAACUCGUAAACCCUAUGUGGCUCUCAUGCUGCGAAGAACGCUGGGAAUGGGUGGACGAGCGGCUGUUCCCUGUUGAAGGUAUCGAAAAGUACAAAAAACAAAUAAGGACUCAGAAUACGCCCCGAGGGACGCCGCAUUAUUGGGUCUCUAAUUCUAAAGGUGACGUUUUUGAUGGCACAGUGGCGAGUGAAAGUGACAAUGCAAAGCCGGUGGGGGGUUCCCGUAGUGAAAGUUCUUCGAGUAGUACUGACGUUUUAAUGGCGUCUAUUCAUCCUCUUUUGUCUUUUUCUUCAACGGAAAUGGAAGCCAUCGAUAAGGAAGUCGAGGAUCUUAUGCACUCGGACGCCGAAGGCAGUGACGUCAUCGGUAGUAUAUCGGGUAGCAGUUCGUCAAGCUCGAACUCCUUGUCGGGUUCCGACGGCGAGGACUCGGCCGACGAAAACCCUCCGAAGAAAAAGCGUAGAAGCGCCGAGAAAGAUCAGGAUAGUGAACUGGACAAUAUUUUUACGAAGAAACGAAAAAAGGAGGAUAAAGACUCUGAGGACGAGUCAGAUGAUUACACGCGUCAAUCAUCUCCCAGUGACGAUGAUGACGAUGAUGAAAAUGGUGAUGGAGAUGACAUGGCGGCUCUACUAGAGGCCGAAAUAUCGAACUUUUGAACCUUCGCUUGUUUGGACAUAUACUGCAUGUAUGAUAAUAAUAUAUAUCUGUCGUAAAAAAAAGGUUACAUCCAUUGACAUCAAUCUAUAUCAUGAUAUGACAUCAUCAAGCUAUAUUUUCUAUGAAAACAUCAAAAUCACUAAAUUAUCCAGCAUUGUUCGAAAUAGAUUAUUUUGAAAUGUAAUAUCCGAAAUACUCUAAAGGGUUUUUUUCUACCCUAAAGGGGUAAAUUUUGCCACAAGAUAUUUGUUUGUGAGAAAACUUUGUGAGGCAUUGUUUUUUCCCGAAAACCAUAAGCGAAUUCGUUCAUGUUCUUUUAAUUGAUGAAAUCCUUACCCUUAUUAAACGAUUGUUGAUAGCAUGCCUUUGAUAAAGAAAGUAUUUUGUUAUCAUGUAUAUAACCAUUGUAUGUUAGUAAACGUUAUUUUAGUUAA
Nematostella vectensis (starlet sea anemone) is the source of this 3255-nucleotide messenger RNA. Its product is annotated as RNA polymerase II subunit A C-terminal domain phosphatase. Gene Ontology annotation, molecular function: RNA polymerase II CTD heptapeptide repeat phosphatase activity. Lineage: Eukaryota; Metazoa; Cnidaria; Anthozoa; Actiniaria; Edwardsiidae. Bases 43 to 2820 code for a protein of 925 amino acids. The transcript has 7 exons. The record is from RefSeq and is a predicted model, not a curated record. Gene Ontology annotation, cellular component: nucleus.